AUGGAUAUUAUUUCGCUUGAUUGUCCUUUAUCUGAUCCCGUGACUAUGCUACGGAUUGUGGGUUCUUGCAAUGGGUUGGUGUGCCUAGUUUUGGAUCUCAAUACCGUUAUUAUUUUGAACCCAGCAACAAGAAAGUCUCGAGAAUUACCAAUUUCUAGUAUUAAUGGAUUUGAUAAGGAAUACGGGUUUGCUUAUGAUGAAUCUACUGAUGAAUACAAAUUUGUAGAAAUUGGUUUCACAAUUGAUGAUUUGGAUGAAAUUAAUGCUUUUUUCAAGGUGUACAGUUCAAAAAUCGAUUCAUGUAGAAUCAUUGACGACCCUCCUGGAUUCGUAUUCACUGGCUGCGGUGUAUGUGUGAAUGGAGCUAUCCAUUGGAAAGUACUAUACCCACAAAUAACCCGAGAGAUUGGUUUAUUGUGGCACAUGGAAUUACAACUGAUAUAUUAG
Molecule: messenger RNA, 447 nt
Organism: Fraxinus pennsylvanica
Lineage: Eukaryota; Viridiplantae; Streptophyta; Magnoliopsida; Lamiales; Oleaceae
Source: the annotation of a GenBank genome assembly